Trichosurus vulpecula (common brushtail) is the source of this 3963-nucleotide messenger RNA. It is a transcript of the gene NETO2, whose product is annotated as neuropilin and tolloid like 2. The record is from RefSeq and is a predicted model, not a curated record. NCBI's taxonomy places the organism in Eukaryota, Metazoa, Chordata, Mammalia, Diprotodontia, Phalangeridae. The transcript has 9 exons. Gene Ontology annotation, molecular function: protein binding. The coding region runs from base 522 to 2099 and encodes 525 amino acids.
GGGGAGCGGGGGAAGGACACAUGCGCAGAGGUGGCAUAGCCGGCACGCGGCGCUCGCGCUCCCUUCUUAAAAGAGCCUGGGCUCGGGGUGACCGCCACUUCAUUCCAGCCCGAGCGACUGCUGAGUAGGGAGAAGCUCCGGGGAGUCCUAAUGCCGGAGUAGGACCUGCAUUGAUCUGACGCUCCCUGGGACCUACGGGAGCGCUUAGCCCCCAAUGGCUUACCCCCUUGCAGCCACUCCCCGACUCUAGGAAUCGGCUGUCUCUGGUCGAUGGGACUGAACGCCGCGGAGCCGGAGGUGACGCCCGUCGAGGGGCUCAGGCAGCCCCCCAACCUACCGGCGAGCCCAGGCAUGGCUGGUCCGCGAACCUGAGGACUGGGGGAACGGCUCCGCCCGGCAGAUGGGGAAAGCGCGGGGCUGUUGCCGGGCCGGGCCGUGAGACGCCUUCCCCCCCACCCCCCCAACGCCCGCUCUCGUCCCCUUUUUAGCCCGGGACCCGGCGCUGGGGCCCGACCGGGAAUAUGGCCCUGGAGAAGCUCUGCUCAGUCCUCAAAGUGUUGUUAAUAACAGUACUUGUAGUGGAAGGCAUUGCUGUGGCCCAGAAGACCCAAGAUGGGCAGAAUAUUGGAAUUAAACAUGUUCCAGCUACCCAGUGUGGAAUUUGGGUUCGAACCAGCAAUGGGGGUCAUUUUGCUUCUCCAAAUUAUCCUGAAUCAUACCCACCAAACAAGGAGUGUAUCUAUAUUUUGGAAGCUGCUCCACGUCAAAGAAUAGAACUGACCUUUGAUGAACAUUAUUAUAUAGAGCCUUCAUUUGAAUGUCGAUUUGAUCACUUGGAAAUUCGAGAUGGGCCAUUUGGUUUCUCUCCACUUAUAGAUCGUUACUGUGGUGUAAAAAGCCCUUCAUUAAUUAGAUCAACAGGCAGAUUUAUGUGGAUUAAGUUUAGUUCAGAUGAAGAACUAGAAGGACUGGGAUUUCGAGCAAAAUACUCUUUUAUUCCAGAUCCAGACUUUACUUACCUAGGAGGUAUUUUAAAUCCCAUCCCAGAUUGUCAAUUUGAACUCUCAGGAGCUGAUGGAAUAGUACGCUCUAGUCAAGUAGAACAGGAAGACAAAACAAAGCCUGGACAAGCAGUUGACUGCAUAUGGACAAUUAAAGCUACUCCAAAAGCCAAGAUUUACCUGAGAUUCCUAGACUACCAAAUGGAACAUUCAAAUGAAUGCAAGAGAAACUUUGUUGCAGUGUAUGAUGGGAGCAGUUCUAUUGAAAACCUGAAGGCCAAGUUUUGCAGUACUGUAGCCAAUGAUGUAAUGCUUCAAACAGGAAUUGGAGUGAUUCGAAUGUGGGCUGAUGAAGGUAGCCGGCUUAGCAGGUUCAGAAUGCUGUUUACAUCAUUUGUGGAUCCUCCCUGCACAGGCAGCACUUUCUUUUGCCAUAGUAAUAUGUGCAUCAAUAAUUCUCUGGUCUGCAAUGGUGUUCAAAACUGUGCAUACCCUUGGGAUGAAAAUCAUUGUAAAGAGAAGAAAAAAGCAGGUCUAUUUGAACAGAUCACCAAAACACAUGGAACAAUCAUUGGCAUUACAUCAGGGAUUGUGUUGGUUCUUCUCAUUAUUUCUAUUUUAGUUCAAGUCAAGCAACCUCGAAAGAAGGUCAUGGCUUGCAAAACUGCUUUUAACAAAACUGGUUUUCAAGAAGUGUUUGAUCCUCCUCAUUAUGAACUGUUUUCAUUAAGGGACAAAGAGAUUUCUGCAGAUUUGGCUGACUUAUCGGAAGAACUGGAAAACUACCAGAAAAUGCGACGUUCUUCCACUGCUUCCCGUUGCAUUCAUGAUCAUCAUUGUGGAUCCCAAGCCUCCAACGUAAAACAGAGCAGGACCAACCUCAGUUCCAUGGAACUUCCUUUCCGUAAUGAUUUUGCACAACCUCAGCCAAUGAAGACAUUCAAUAGCACCUUCAAAAAAAGUAGUUAUACUUUCAAACAGUCACAUGAGUGUUCUGAACAGGCCAUAGAAGACAGAGUGAUGGAGGAGAUUCCCUGCGAAAUUUAUGUGAGAGGACGAGAGGAUUCUGCACAAGGGUCAAUGUCCAUUGACUUUUAAUCAUCUAGAGAUAAAGUUGAUACACUAGUAUGUAUAUAUGCAGCAUACACAGCACACCCACUGCACAUAUGUAUGUUUUCAAGCUUUUCUGCAGUCAAUACCUUUUUCCCUCUUAAAUUAGAAACAUCUUUAUUUGUCAUUAAUUAUUAUAAUGUUGAAGAUUUUAUUCCCUUGUGCUCCCUAACCAAUGUCAAAUCAGUUGGUGAACUUAGGAAGUUCAGUGGGGGUGGAGGAAACAGUCAUCUGUUGCUUAGUGUUAUGUAAACAAAUAAUCAGUUAACUGAAUUCACUUUUUAACUGGUUGUUCUGAAGUCAUGUAAACAUAGGCUUAUAAACUACCUGUUAAGUUUUACUAACAUAACUGAAGGUGUGCAUGGGAACAAUGACACUGACUUUUAAAAUCUACAGAUUUGCCAACAAGUUUUGAUCACUGAAUAUGUUUAAAAAUAAGAUUUCCACCAUAUUUUCACAAUCCUUCUCUUUUUCUUUCCACUAAGUAUUUUGAAGUCAAUGGUUUUAACAUUUCAGUUACAUAAAAGUGAUUAUUUCACUGCAUAUAUUUUGAUAUGGACAUUUGUUAUUGAAUUUGUCAAAUUAAAGCUAGAGUUACUGUGGUUCAGUGCCAGUUAUGACCCAGAGUUAUGUUGCAUCCAUCUGUUUCUUCUGAACUAAUUUCUAUACUGCUGCCUUUUAAUUACUGGUUCCCUUAGCCUGUGUUUUCUGUGAGAAGUAGGUGAAAUGGUUUAUUGCUUUUUAAGAGUAUUUCAUCUUAGUUACAUUAUUAUAAUAGAAGAUUUUAGAAACAGGAGAUAUAUGAGCCUUUGCAAAUUGUGUACAGAAACUCUGAUAUGAAACAGGUCUUUAAAAUUCCCAACACUGAGUCACAUUCAACGUUUGGCCACCAGUGGAUGACCCAUUAAUUCUGGUGAAGGGAAAAUUAUUUAAUUGAUUGUUGUAAUAUUUAUAGUCAUAUAAAUGUUUUUAAUUCUCCAAGUAUGUGCUCUUUGGUUUUUUUUAAAAUAUCUUUGCUUUCUUACAUUGUGAUUUCUCUUGUAGUAUAUAAUAAAUCCAGGGCUUCUCACUUGAGAUAGUCACAUUUUUCUAGAGCCGAUGAAGAAUUACAACCUUCAAUUUUCUUUUUAACUUCAGUUUUGGCAUUUUGUUGUUUUUUUAUGGUAUAUAAAAUAAUUUGUAAACAUGAUAAAAAAAACUUUCAUUGUGUUUUUUUAGACUUUUGAUAUAAUUUGAUACUGUACAAACUUUAUUAAAUCAAGAUUAAAGACUUCCGUGGCCAUUUUAUUUGAGUGCUCACAUUAGCAGCUUGUACAUAUAACAUUCUGUGUCUGAGUUAUUUAUUAUAAUUUAUUAUAAAGAAUGUGGGAAUCUGUAUGUUAGUGUUUAGUUCCUUUUGUUGUUGCUUAGUUUAUGAUAAAACCUCUUGUAACAUUUAUUGUUCGAAAUCAUUAUAUAUAUUUUGUAUUAAAAAUACAUCAUCCCCUAAUUAUGUGAUUUUGGCAUUGAUUAGGUUUUAGAGCUUGAGUUGAGGUAAUAUGGGAAAUAAUUGCCUGCCAUAAUUUCAUAGCAUCAUAACUACCAUAGUCAUGUCCUUUAAAAAUAAGAAAAUUUUCACUCUAUAUUAUUGAUUUUUUAAAAAAAAUUUUUGAUAAAGUGAAAAAGUAAAAAUCCCAGAAAACUUCAAAGUGCAUUCCAGUCAUGUUCAGUCUAUUGAAUGUUAUAUAGACAUUUUCCCAGAGACUACAUUUUUUAAGCUAAAUUAUUAAGAACUGUACAAAUGUUCAAGAUGCCAAAAAGAUGUUCAUUAUCUACCCCAUUUCUCUUAACAAUAAAGUUGCAUUUUUCCUAA